This is a messenger RNA of Echinops telfairi (small Madagascar hedgehog), 1039 nucleotides long. Its product is annotated as OX-2 membrane glycoprotein-like. NCBI's taxonomy places the organism in Eukaryota, Metazoa, Chordata, Mammalia, Afrosoricida, Tenrecidae. The transcript has 4 exons. Gene Ontology annotation, molecular function: cell-cell adhesion mediator activity. Bases 311 to 1039 code for a protein of 242 amino acids. Gene Ontology annotation, biological process: negative regulation of macrophage activation; regulation of immune response. The record is from RefSeq and is a predicted model, not a curated record.
GCUGCUACCCACAUGUUUGGAUAUAUGUGGUAUUUGUGCUGACAAUGACUUUAAUGUACUGUAUUGGAGCUACUUUCUACAUUUUUCAAAGGAAAAAAAAACUGGGAGGUAAAUUCUCAGAGCGUGUGAAUCAUGGUGUGAGAGCUAAGAACAAGAGAGAGACCCAAGAAUCCAACCAGAAUUAGAAGUUGAGCACAGAAGAUAGCAAAUGUUCAGCUAUUAUUUACCCACCCAGGACCUAAGUUAAUAAUUCAAUGUGGGAAAUGCAACUUCUUCAUCGGGAGAAGAAAUACUCCAAGUGUUAGUGAAGAUGCUCUCAUCAAAUUUCAUGGAAUUCUCACUGCACUUUGUUCUUCAGCCCCUCCUGCUCUGCAUGUGCAUACAAGGAUCUGAUUCAUUUUAUAAGAUAAAGAACAACGAUCAUGAAACUGCUGUACUGGGGGAAAACGUGACACUAUUCUGCAAUUUGACAACUCCUGAAGAUGUUCUGCAAAUUACUUGGCAAAAGAUCCAAGAUUCUUUGCCACAAAACAUUGGCACUUACAGCAGGAAAAACGGGGCAAAGAUCCUCCCACCAUACCUGGAUCGGCUGCACUGUGAUGUCAUUGAGCCCAAGGCCUCCUUCAUCACUAUCCGUGAAGUGACAUUUGAUGAUGAAGCCUGCUACAGAUGUCUGUUUAAUAUGUUUCCACAUGGCAGCCACGGAGCACAAAUCUGCCUUCAUAUCAUAACUGUGUCUGAAUUAAAAAUUGAUCUCCAGUCUGAUCCCGACUCUGAAGGUGUUCUCAGGGCUACCUGCUCAGCUGUGGGAAAGCCUGCCCCACAAAUAUCCCUUUUCCCCUCACAAGUCCUGGUGAACCCACCUGAGGAACACCGCGCUCUGAAUCCAGAUGGCACCGUGACUGUCACUAAAACGAGCAACAUCUCUUUGGAGGCUGCUGCGUCUCUAGGAGUCCACCACCUGAUUGUACACAUGGAUCAUCCUUUACGGCCUGAAGAUAAGAUUGUUCCUCUGCCAGCGAAAGAUGAACGUAAGUAG